AUGGAGGGUCGUCAACAAGCUACGCUAGGUGUUUCGAUCACCUUUUUCUCGAUCGCCUCUAUUUUUGUCGCGCUUCGCUUCAUUUCCCGAAUAUUUGUGGUCAGGAAGAUUGGGUUACACGACUGGUUGAUGUUGGUCGCAUGGAUAAUUGAUUUUGGCUUUUCCUUCUCGCUAUUCUUUGCUGUCCGGAAAGGCCUUGGUCUCCAUUCGAGUGACAUUAAGCCGGAAGAUGAGCUCGCUUUUAAUAAGGCAAAUUAUGCGUUUACGGUCCUCUAUAAUCCGGCGUUAAUGGCCGUCAAGACCUCGAUCCUCGUCUUCUACCUGACCUUGACGCGUAAUCAAAAGGUUUUCCAAUGGGCAAACUAUAUCACUCUGUUUGUAGUGAACGCAGCGGGCGUUGCAUUAACUAUGGUCAAUGUUUUCCAAUGUCGACCCAUCGACGCAGUAUUCCUUUCCAACGUUCCGCCCUAUGCAAGUUGCACUGACAUUGUCACCCUGUACCUCUCCUCGUCCCCGGUGAAUAUCAUUACGGAUGUCACUAUCCUGUUGCUUCCGAUACCGCUUUUGACAAAAAUGCGCCUACCUUUCAAGCAGAAGAUAAUUUUGGUGAUCACAUUCUCCUUUGGUGUCUUUGCCGCCGUGGUCGAUGUGGUCCGAAUUGCAUUUCUUCAACAAGCUGCCACCUCCCGCUCGCUGGAACUGAAGUCAGUUCAUAUUCAAAACAUCGGAGGGGUAGAUUUCAGUUGGUACGCGUCGCUAUCUUUCAUGUGGUCUGUCGUCGAAGUCAAUCUGUCGAUAAUUUGCGGUUGUGUUCCAAGUCUAAAACCUCUGGUCACUCGUCUUGUUCCGAAAUUGAUUAGAGAUACAAAUGAUAAUACAUCAACCUCUCUGCCUCCUGGACUCUCUGCAGGCGCGGCAGGGGAAAGUCAAGUUGCAGUGCCACCUCCGGCUGCAGUCCCGGGUUCGCCAGAAUUUCCAUCGCCGUCGCCAGUGCCACCGACCAACGAAGGAAAUAAGGGUCUACAAAAUCAAGUUGGAGAUGUCUCUGCUGGCCGACAUAGUUCCCGGGACUCGGAGCCCAUGGGUAUAUUGGAUUUCCUAGGUCACCCGGAAACAGCAGUUCUCGAUACAGAGGGAGGAACCAAUACUAGCGCAUCUUAUGCACCGGAUAUCACAUUCUUCGAUUUUGUCAAUAUGAAGAAUCCGGAAAGUAUGCUAAAGCUAAACAACAGAGAGUCGAUUGCGCCAAUUGCAUUAGCCACGCUACUAUUCUUCCUUUGGGGCUUCGCAUACGGCUUGCUUGAUAUUCUGAAUUCUCAAUUCCAAACUAUCGUCCAUUUGGGUCCAUGGCAUUCGUUGGGUCUUCAUGGCUCGUACUUCGGCGGGUACGUGUUUGGCCCUCUGCUGGUUGGCCGGCCCGUUUUGAAAAUAUGGGGCUUCAAGUCCACGUUCAUAACUGGACUUUGCAUCUAUGCCUGUGGAACCCUCAUAUUUUGGCCUUCUGCUGUGCUAACGUCGACACCUGCGUUCAUUUUAUCAAAUUUCAUUGUCGGGUUCGGUCUAGCAGUUCUCGAGACCGCGGCAAAUCCGUUCAUUGCGCUAUGCGGACCACUUGAGAAUUCCGAGAUCAGACUCAAUAUUUCACAAGGUGUGCAAGCUGUCGGAAGUGUCUUAUCGCCGCUCCUGGCGAAACGGGUUCUCUUCAAGGAUGUCCAGGAUGUGGCAUCUUUGGUUGACGUACAAUGGACAUAUCUCGGCAUUGCUCUAUUCGAUGUGCUACUGGCAGUGGCUUUCUAUUAUCUACCAAUCCCCGAAGCGUCAGAUGAAGAUUUGGAAGAACUAGCAAAUCGACGCCGAGAAGAUAACAUGACCAAAGUAAUCGGCAUUCCAGUCGUUUGGCUGACUCUCGGCCUGGGAAUCUGGUCUCAGUUUUUCUACGUGGCCGGACAAGAAGUCUUCGCGACAUCACUCCAACGUUUCGUUAUUUCCGCUCGUCCAGAUUCAUCACUCGGACCAUUCGAUUUCCUGACCAUUGGACACAGCGUUUUCGCCGUGGGUCGCUUCUUAGCCGCAUUUGCGCAGUGGUUCCUCAAGCCACGCUGGAUUCUGAUGGUCACCUAUAUCGGUAUGAUCGUGUGCUCGAUUCUUUGCAUGAAAACAAGCGGCACAGCCGCAAUUGUCAUGGCAAUGCUGCUCUACCUCUUCGAGAGCGGCACAUUCAGCAUUAUCUUCGCUAUCUCCCUACGCGGCACAGCCCAACAUACGAAAACAGCCGCUGUCUUUAUGACGAUGGCCGUCAGUGGCGGCUCCAUCUUCCCAUUUGCCCAGUACGCCGCAUACCUUACACACGGCGCGUCAUAUUCCUUCUGUGUUCUAGUCGCCCUCUUCUGCGCCGGUGCCAUCUUCCCCAUUUACCUCAACCUUGUACCCGCCGUGAAAAAGCAAGUCGACCCUGUUCCGAACGAGUAUCUCCGCCGACACCGCCGCCGAACUCGGAACCCGGUCGACACCAUGCAUCGCGAAAAGGACAAUCCUGCUCUUGGUGGUGUACUUUCACGUCCGCGCAGUCUGGCGUCGAAUCCAGACCACCUACCGGACCUUUUCCUUCCAGAGGAGAUUCACCAAAAUUCACUUGCUCGUGAUCUUCCAAGGGCUAAAUCUAGCUCUGGCUCUAGCUCACGUGCUAAUUCGAAUUCCUCCCACAAUUCUGGCUCCAAACAAUGGUUCCCUGCCACAAUCCAUGAUUAA
Messenger RNA from Penicillium hordei, 2748 nucleotides. RefSeq names its product putative MFS monosaccharide transporter. The transcript is spliced from 4 exons. Gene Ontology annotation, biological process: transmembrane transport. NCBI's taxonomy places the organism in Eukaryota, Fungi, Ascomycota, Eurotiomycetes, Eurotiales, Aspergillaceae. The coding region runs from base 1 to 2748 and encodes 915 amino acids. Gene Ontology annotation, molecular function: transmembrane transporter activity. The record is from RefSeq and is a predicted model, not a curated record.